This is a messenger RNA of Cyphellophora europaea CBS 101466, 1812 nucleotides long. RefSeq lists its product as uncharacterized. The record is from RefSeq and is a predicted model, not a curated record. Gene Ontology annotation, molecular function: FAD binding. The transcript has 2 exons. Bases 1 to 1812 code for a protein of 603 amino acids. NCBI's taxonomy places the organism in Eukaryota, Fungi, Ascomycota, Eurotiomycetes, Chaetothyriales, Cyphellophoraceae.
AUGGGCUCCACAGACUCCGACCCCCCACAACUCAUGUACCCCGCCCCGCUGGCCCCGGAGCGCGGCGCGCCCAUCGCCCCGUCAAACCCCGACGCCUCAGAAGUCGACAUCACCACUCCGGUCCUCAUCGUCGGCGGCGGGCCCGUGGGCAUGAUGCAAGCGCUCCUGCUGGCGCGCCUGCACAAGAUUCGCAGCACGCUCGUCGAGCGCGAGCCCAGCACCACCGUCUUCCCCAAGAUGGAGUACACCAACGGCCGCAGCAUGGAGAUCUACCGCGCCAUGGGCCUGGCGGACGAUGUGCGCGCCAUGGCGGCGCGAGAAGUGCCGGAGAAGUAUAGCUUGGAUGAGCUGAUUGUUACGAGUCUGGCGGCAGGGGGGAAGCUGGUCGAUGUGUGGGAACGGGAUGGGCCGGAGACGGCGAGGGAGAAGGCGAGGGUCAAGAAUGAUGGGUCCGGGUAUUUGGAGCCGCAUAUGCGGUGCCAUCAGAUCUUGAUUGAGAGGUGGUUGAAGGACAAGGUGGAUGCAGAGGAGUUGGUGGAUGGGCAUUGGAGCACGGGGUUUGUGGGGCUGGAGGAGAAAAGGGAUUGUGUUAUUAGUGAGGUGAAGAAGGCGGAUGGCACUGUCAUGCGUAUCAAGAGCGACUAUGUCAUUGGCUGUGACGGCGGUGGAAGCUGGGUCAGGAAGAGCGUGGGCUUGGAGAGCAAGCGCGAUUAUCUCAACAUGCAAAUCUCCUUUGUGCACUUCCGCUCCGCCUCGCUGCGCGACUCCCUCCCCUUCCAGCGCUUCUGGCACGCCAACGUCAUCGCCGGCGGCAUCCUCGUCACCCAGAACGAAUCCGACGUCUGGACCGCGCACUUCAUCACCCCGCCGCACAUGGACCCCGCCACCCUCAGUCCGGAAGACGUGCUGGCGCUGACCAUCGGCGGCUGCCAGGGUCCCAGCCCCGUCCAGUUCGACGAGAUCUACUGCCGCGGUGUCUGGAAGGUGGAUGUCGCGAUCGCCAACAGGUUCCGUAGCGCGGAGGCGGGCAGGGUGUUCUUGGCGGGCGAUGCGGCGCAUCAGCUGAGUCCGGUUGGAGGACAUGGGUUGAAUACGGGUGUCGCUGACACGUAUGAUCUGGCGUGGAAGCUGGCUGCGACUAUGAGUGGUUGGGGUGGGGAGAAGCUGUUGGAUACCUAUGAUGCGGAGAGGAGGCAGAUUGCGUUUGAGAAUUUGGGACACGUGCAAGACGCGUUGGGGCAGUUGGUUAUGCCUCUUUUUGGCGCGCACAUGAAGUAUGGUGUGGAAGUGCUGAAUGGUGAUGGCGAGGAGAGCGAGGCGGCGAGAGCGGAACUGAAGAAGCUGUCCGAGACGGGGAGCUGGCUUCAUAAUCAGAAUGGGAAUAUUCUGGGGUAUUGCUACCAGCAGUCUGAGGCGGUGGUGGCGGCGCAGGAGAUGGGGGAGAGGCCGGUCGGGACCAAGGACAUCUAUGUACCGACGACUUGGCCGGGGAGUCGGGCGCCCCAUGUGUGGAUGCGGGAUGGGAGAAGUACGGUUGAUGCUUUUGAUAAGAUUGGGUUCAGCCUUGUCGACUUCUCACAGCAGGGAAAUUUGAGCGAGCCGUUUGUACAAGCCAGUGAAGAGAUCGGCCUGCCCUUACGAGUGCUACAUUGGGACGGCGAGGACAAUGUGCGGAAGGUGUACGAGCGUGACCUGGUCCUGGUACGGCCAGACGGACACGUUGCGUGGCGGUGUGCGGAGGGUACUGUCGAGCCGAUGAGUUUGACCGAGGCAAAGGCAUUGCUGGAGACUGUUCUCGGAAGGGCCACAUAG